AGAUGGUCACGUGAACCUUCUUAGUACGGUAACAGUCAGCUGAUCGUUCACAGCUGAGCUUUGCUGUCUGCAUCAGUUGUGCCUUCUAUCAUUUCAAACCAACUUUCCGACACCAAGAAAGUGAAACCAGUCCAGGCAUCAGAGAAGAAAGAAACCAAACACCACCAUGGCCCCGACACUGUAUGAUGUGAAACCAGAGCCAGGAGACCUGAUAGAGAUCUUUCGUGGCACCUACCAACACUGGGCAGUGUACAUUGGUGAUGGCUUUGUUGUUCACAUGGCACCACCCUCUGAGGUCCCAGGUGAAGGUGUCAACAGUAUGAUGUCUGUCCUAACUGAGAAAGCCACAGUGAAGAAGGAGGAAUUGUGGGACGUGGUGGGAACCAACCAGUGGGAAAUAAACAACAGUCUGGAUGAUAAAUACGAGCCCCGUCCAGUUCAUGUUAUUGUACAGGAGGCCAUUGCGCUGGUGGGUGAGGAGCUGCCAUACUGUGUCUUCAGGGGGAACUGUGAACACUUUGUCAAUGAACUGCGUUAUGGCAAGGCCGAGUCCCGGCAGGUGCGUAAGGCAGGUGAGGCAGUCAUGAUGGCAGGUGUGGCUGCUGCUAUUGGUUUUGGUGUUGUGGCUCUGGCUGGAGCUCUGUUCGGAGGCAGCAAGAAAGAAGAAAGGAACAAAAGCACACAGUGACUGAGGCUUAUGCUUGUUUCGGGGCUUGAUUAACAGAUCACCAGCAAAGUCUAAGGGCCAUGAUUAAUCACAGAUAACACUGCCUGAAUAAAAUUCAUAUAUGUGAUUAAAAAGAAAAAUGGGUUGUUUUCCACCUUGUCUACUCUGCGUCACCUUGAGCUGUCUCCCAUGUUUUCAAUGGUUUGAGUAAAUGAGGCAAAGCUGGUUGGUCUUUGGAUAAUUGCCAUUUCAUAUUUAACCAUUUUUAAAAUUUCUACAGAGUGCAAAGUCAUCAAAUAGUGUUUCCACUCAUGAAGGUGCCAAGAUGAAGUGUGUCAAAAUUCUAUUCUAUGUAAUUAAGAACAUAUUUUUGAUUGUCAAUAAUUUAAGUUUUUUUUUUCUGUAUUUUAAAACCUUAAAACACUUUGAAUAAGAACAUAAGCUAAUCUAAACAAAAAUGUCUCACAAUGGUAUAUCAGCUAGGUGGAUCAAUUAUAAAGAGCUCUGAGGUCAAACUCGUAAUCUCCAUUAGCCGAUACCUAAUAAGCUAAGACGCAUCCAGUCUCUUGAUAAUUUUACAUGCUGAAAUUGUUGCAACAGCUGACAGACACAUCACAUUACAACACUUUUUCUUCCUAGCAUUAAUCUGUUUGAAAAUGUUUUGAAUAAAGAAUAACUUAUGUGAA
Messenger RNA from Melanotaenia boesemani (Boeseman's rainbowfish), 1353 nucleotides. Its product is annotated as phospholipase A and acyltransferase 3-like. The transcript has 5 exons. Bases 167 to 688 code for a protein of 173 amino acids. NCBI's taxonomy places the organism in Eukaryota, Metazoa, Chordata, Actinopteri, Atheriniformes, Melanotaeniidae. Gene Ontology annotation, molecular function: glycerophospholipid phospholipase A1 activity; A2-type glycerophospholipase activity. Gene Ontology annotation, cellular component: cytoplasm. Gene Ontology annotation, biological process: N-acylphosphatidylethanolamine metabolic process. The record is from RefSeq and is a predicted model, not a curated record.